Ectocarpus sp. CCAP 1310/34 is the source of this 921-nucleotide messenger RNA. Lineage: Eukaryota; Phaeophyceae; Ectocarpales; Ectocarpaceae. The record is from the annotation of a GenBank genome assembly.
AUGGCGAGUUUCAGCAUCAAAGCCGCCCUGGCCGCGGCAAGCGCCCUCCAGAGCACGAAUCAGGCCAUGAGCGCUAACCUUCGAGAUGCGCUGGCGGGAGAGUCGGAGGAUGGGUGGUCAGACGAGGAAGAGGAGGAGGAGGAAGAUUUCGGCCCGUGUGACCGUGAAACGAGGGAGCGCCCGGACUACAGCUCGAGUGCAUGGGGCGUACGACUGGCUAACUUGGAGAGCCUGCGGAUCGCCGGCAGGCUCGUCCCCUCCAGCAGGGAAGCGAAGGCUUUCCGCUCGGACUUCAGGGUUCCGUACGAGUUUUCCCGGCACUUCGUCGACCUCGUCAGAACCGUCUUCCCGACUGCUACCCGCGACGUUGCCGGGCGCCAGUGUGUUCCCUUGGAGCUCAAGGUUCUCAAAAAGGUCGCGGGGGAGUACGGCGACAUGGGAUGUCCGGGGGCGGUGGCUUCGGUGGACUGCACCCACAUUUCCUGGCCGGCCUGUCCUUUCUCGGAGACUAACACCCACAAGGGCAAGGAGGGUGAUACGACCCUCGUGUACGAAGCGUCCUGCCACCACUCUGGUCGNCCUUUCUCGGAGACUAACACCCACAAGGGCAAGGAGGGUUAUACGACCCUCGUGUACGAAGCGUCCUGCGACCACUCUGGUCGCAUCCUCUCGUCAACGAAGGGGUUCCCUGGGGCUGAAAACGACAAGACCGUGGUGAAGCGCGACCUGUCCGUACUUCGAAUGCGGGAGGAGGAGCCUUGGGCGAGCUACAAGUUCGUUCUCUUCGACCUGGAAGGCAACACUACGGAGCACACGGGAAAAUGGCUGAUCGUGGAUGGGGGGUACCAUCGGGUGAGUUCCGUGUGGGUGUCGUACAUGGCGAGGGUGCAGACUACGAGGGAAAUAUGUACUGGUGCGUAG